UCACUAUGUUUCUGUCACAUCACUAUCCUGGGAUGGAAUGCUUAAGAUGUCAGGAGUUAGGAUUGAACUUUUCACAAAUAUGACCAUGUAUGAUUUUACCAAAAAAGCUAAGCGUGGUAGUAUAUCUAUGGCUUGUCAAUGA
This is a messenger RNA of Funneliformis geosporum, 142 nucleotides long. Lineage: Eukaryota; Fungi; Glomeromycota; Glomeromycetes; Glomerales; Glomeraceae. The record is from the annotation of a GenBank genome assembly.